This is a messenger RNA of Drosophila teissieri, 1159 nucleotides long. RefSeq lists its product as uncharacterized. The coding region runs from base 89 to 850 and encodes 253 amino acids. Gene Ontology annotation, molecular function: oxidoreductase activity, acting on the aldehyde or oxo group of donors, NAD or NADP as acceptor. Lineage: Eukaryota; Metazoa; Arthropoda; Insecta; Diptera; Drosophilidae. The record is from RefSeq and is a predicted model, not a curated record. The transcript is spliced from 2 exons.
UGUGUGCGUGAGCCGCUGAUAACGCAGCUGAUCGGGCGAUUCCACUGAGAGUUUUCGAUUUGAUCUGAGGAGUGCGCGGACGCAGAGCAUGGCCAGCAAUUCCACCCAGUCCCAGCAGUCAACCAGGAUCACCAGCGACAUGGUCAACCAGCUGCAGCCGUCGUCGCAGGAAACGAAGGUGGCGGCGGUUCCCAGUGAGCCCCAGUGGCGUUCGCCCCAGCUGAUGAUCGUCUUCGAGGACGGGGAUCUGCACUCAGCACGCCAGCAGUUGCUCCAGUCGCUGCAGAAUCCCUUUGCCGUGGGUUCGGUGGCCACCCUGCUGCUCCAGGAGAGCAUUGCCGAUCAGUUUGUGGGCCUUGUGGCCCAGGACCUGCGUCCGUUGUCCCAGGAGGUGUCCAAGCAUCCGGCGUACAUCAACGCGUUGGCCAAGAUCGAUCAGCUGAAGGCCAAGGCGGUGCAAGGAGCCAGCCUCAAGGCAGGGGAAUCGCCCGUCUUGGUGUACGACUGUGUGCACAGCUAUCUGGGAAGUGGAGCCACGGGUGUGGUAACAGUUCACACUUUCCGCACAGCCAAGGAGGCCGGCGAGCUGGCCAAACGGGAUCCCCUGCCUUAUGGCCAAGUUAGCCUGUGGAACGAGAAGCUGGGCUGCGCCUACGAGCUGAUACCACGACUGCCCAGCGAUAUUGUGGCCAUUAACUGCUUCAAUCCGGACGUGGACCCCAUCAGGGACUCCUUUGCUGCCGACCGCAACGAUGUGCUUUUGGUCAAGAACUAUCACUAUGAGUCCCUGGUGGUGAGCGGCAAACGGAGGAUCAUCGUGUUUCCCGUGGGCACCAUCUUUGGCAACUGAAGUGUUGCACGUCUGGACCUCUGGACGAUCAGGAACGAAACACAUCCAGGUGCUCUUUUAGCCAUACUUUGAAUUACCUCUCUAAGCAUUUUACCUGUAGCUUGGGGCCUUUUUCACAGUUCAAUUGGAAUUUGAUCUAACUACUUUCUAGUUAUACUACUAAAGUGGCUACACUUUCUAAGAAAUUAUCUGGCUUUGAAAUCAGUUAAGUUGCCAUCAUGAUAUCAUAAUAUUCCAACUGAAUUGCCAGAAGGUCCUCGAGUCUGAAUUGUUUUUUAUACUCUGUCAAUAAUUGUCCACUGAAAAAUC